CCCACUCCCACCGCCGCGCCACGCCACCCGCGAUGGCCGGCGGCCGCGCGUUCCGGCCGUCCGCGCCGCGGCGCGCGGCGUUCGCAGCGCUCCUGACGCUGCUCCUGCUGGCGUCGCUCUCGUUCUUCCUCUCCUCGGCGCCGGCCUCGUCCCGCCCCCGCCUCUCCUCGGUGUCCCCGCCGCCGUCGCGCCUCGCGGCCAUCCGCCGCCACGCGGCGGACCACGCGGCGGUGCUCGCGGCGUACGCCGCCCACGCGCGGAGGCUCAAGGAGGCGUCGGCGGCGCAGUCGCUGUCGUUCUCCGCGAUGUCGUCCGACCUCUCAGCGCUCUCGUCGCGCCUCGCCUCCCACCUCUCCCUCCCCGAGGACGCGGUGAAGCCACUGGAGAAGGAGGCGCGUGACCGCAUCAAGCUCGCCCGCCUCCUCGCCGCCGACGCCAAGGAGGGGUUCGACACGCAGUCCAAGAUCCAGAAGCUCUCCGACACGGUGUUCGCCGUCGGCGAGCAGCUCGCCCGCGCCCGCCGCGCGGGCCGCAUGUCCUCCCGCAUCGCCGCGGGGUCCACCCCGAAGUCCCUCCACUGCCUCGCCAUGCGCCUCCUCGAGGCCCGCCUCGCCAAGCCCUCCGCCUUCGCCGACGACCCCGACCCGUCACCGGAGUUCGACGACCCCUCGCUGUACCACUACGCCGUGUUCUCCGACAAUGUGCUCGCCGUCUCCGUCGUGGUAGCCUCGGCCGCGCGCGCCGCGGCCGACCCGUCGCGGCACGUCUUCCACGUGGUCACCGCGCCCAUGUACCUUCCGGCAUUCCGCGUCUGGUUCGCCCGCCGCCCGCCACCGCUCGGCGUGCACGUCCAGCUCCUCGCUUACUCCGACUUCACCUUCCUUAACGAAACCUUCUCUCCGGUGCUCAGACAGAUCGAGGCCGGUAAGAGGGACGUGACAUUGCUCGAUUACCUGAGGUUCUACCUCCCACAUAUGUUCCCGGCACUGCAGAGGGUGGUGCUCUUGGAGGACGAUGUGGUAGUUCAGAAGGAUUUGGCCGGACUUUGGCACAUCGACUUGGAUGGGAGGGUGAAUGGUGCUGUGGAGAUGUGCUUCGGGGGAUUCAGGAGAUACAGCAAGUACCUCAACUUCACGCAGGACAUUGUGCAGGAGCGGUUCAAACCUGACGCGUGUGCUUGGGCCUAUGGGGUCAAUGUGUAUGAUCUUGAGGCAUGGCGACGGGAUGGCUGCACGGAGCUUUUCCAUCAGUACAUGGAAGUGAAUGAGGAUGGUGCACUUUGGGAUCCCACGUCUGUUCUACCUGCUGGGCUGAUGACAUUCUAUGGCAAUACAAAACCACUUGACAAAUCAUGGCAUGUAAUGGGCCUUGGCUAUAAUCCAAGCAUCAGUCCUGAGGUUAUCACUGGUGCUGCAGUAAUACAUUUUAAUGGUAAUAUGAAACCAUGGCUUGAUGUUGCGUUGAACCAGUACAAAGCUCUGUGGACAAAGUAUGUUGACACUGAAAUGGAAUUCCUGACACUAUGUAACUUUGGUCUCUGAAGGAAUAUGAAAACUGCUCCCGACAAUAAGGAAAGCACUGAUAUGCUUUUAUUUUUCUGGGCAGGAGAACUUACGUGAGUGUUAUCUCUGUCAUCUGUAACACAAAGUUUCCUUUGUAGCAAUUUUGUACAACUGUGCUGGCAGAAAUGUUCUUGUAGUAUUGUUCUUUUAGCUACAAUGUAUUGGACCAUCAUGGCGUAGAGUAUGACAGUCUGUUGGAAGUUAUAGAUGAAUGUUACUAUAUUAUUAAUAGCAAACUUAUCUCCCAAAUGUAUUUAUCCAAAAAGGAGAAAAAGUUAUAGAUCCAGUGAGUCAGUGACAUUUUAUUUUUCCUAUGUUCCCCUAUAUCUCACUCUGGUCCACUAAUAAUCAUUCAGUAUUUUAUUGAGGCAUGGUGUUACUGAACAGAAGUGCGUAAGUU
Messenger RNA from Oryza brachyantha (malo sina), 1962 nucleotides. RefSeq names its product probable galacturonosyltransferase 9. The transcript is spliced from 2 exons. Lineage: Eukaryota; Viridiplantae; Streptophyta; Magnoliopsida; Poales; Poaceae. The record is from RefSeq and is a predicted model, not a curated record. The coding region runs from base 33 to 1541 and encodes 502 amino acids. Gene Ontology annotation, molecular function: polygalacturonate 4-alpha-galacturonosyltransferase activity.